Messenger RNA from Carassius gibelio (silver crucian carp), 1755 nucleotides. Its product is annotated as SPRY domain-containing protein 7-like. Gene Ontology annotation, molecular function: protein binding. The transcript is spliced from 5 exons. Bases 667 to 1257 code for a protein of 196 amino acids. NCBI's taxonomy places the organism in Eukaryota, Metazoa, Chordata, Actinopteri, Cypriniformes, Cyprinidae. The record is from RefSeq and is a predicted model, not a curated record.
CGAGUCAGGGAUGAAAGCGCCUGUAGUGACGUAAUUGACCACGAGAGGGCCUACGAACCGGACACGCGCAUUUUAUGAUAGUUUGUUUUUAUUAAUUGUAUGAUAAUUCGAUAACACAAAACAAAAUUUACAAAGUGAACACAUGCAUUUAAAAACAUGAAACUUUAUCCCAGUCCAACUGAUGUAUGGGUGGGGUGAAACGAGUCACUUAAAAGCGACCAAAAUAAAAGAAAAUUCCUCCACUUUCCCUCGUCACUUUAUAUUUUCUACUCAAUGGCAAUUAAAGUUUCUCAGAGUGAUGAUACGGAUGUAAAUAUAUAUCCAGACCGCCGGGCUAUUUGCAGUCGUUUGUGAUUAAUGGAUUUGUAAAAAAUCUAUUUUUAUAGAGAUUGCAGGCGGAUUUCCAUUCGAAAUUCAAGUAAGAAUCUCAGAUACGAAAUUAUUUAAAAAGCUCUUCAGUAAGAAACAGUUCUGAAUGCAGCCAAAAUCAGGAUUGGAUUUCCCGAGCCGGCGAGCGCCCCCUUGAGGCGGAACUCUGUGUGUGUCUCAAAACAGCACCAGGCAACACUGAUUUUUUUUUCCUCGGGGAUUCAUUGUAUCCUGGAAGCGUUGUGCGCUCUUCAGUUUGACGUGUGUAACUGCACUUCCGGCGGUAUCUGCGCUAGAAUGGCUGCAGUGUUUACGUGUUGUUUGGGCUGCUGCGGGGAUGGCGGACCGGGUCAUGCUCCCCUCAAAGAGAUGCCCACCGUACAGCUAGACACGCAUCACAUGGGGACGGAUGUGGUCAUAGUGAAAAGUGGGAGGCGGAUCUGUGGAACUGGAGCCUGUCUCGCUAACGCCCCUCUACACCAGAACAAGAGCUAUUUUGAGUUCAAGAUCCAGUCCACGGGUGUUUGGGGGAUCGGUGUGGCCACUCAGAAGGUGAAUUUGAACCAGGUGCCACUGGGCCAAGACACUAACAGUUUGGUGCUUAGAAACGAUGGAUCCAUAUACCACAAUAAUGAGGAGAAGAAUCGAUUACCUGCCAACAGCCUUCCUCAGGAGGGGGAUAUAGUGGGGGUGACCUAUGAUCACGUGGAACUGAACUUGUACUUAAAUGGAAAGAGCAUGCACUGCCCAGCCUCAGGUAUUCGAGGGACUGUGUUCCCCAUAGUUUAUGUGGAUGACAGUGCCAUCAUAGACUGCCAGUUUAGUGAUUUCUACCAUACUCCACCUGAAGGCUUUGAGAAGAUUCUGUUUGAGCAGCAGAUCUUUUGAAUUGUCAGCUGUGUGUGCAGACACACACACAAAGUCUCGAGCUGAACUGUGUGUGUGGCAGCACGUGGUUUGAUUUCUUUGAAUGUUGCUUCUGCCUUUGCUGUUACUACUGCUGCUCUUGUUCAUUUGGAAGAAAAUCCAGGCUUUAUUUGUGUGUCUCUCUCUCUCUCUCUCUCUGUGUGUGUGUGUGUGUGUGUGUGUGUGUUUGAGUUUGAGAGAAUCUUCAACCCAGAAAACACUUUACGUAAGCACUGAAGACACUUACUGAUAUCUAUUUUCUGUAGUGGGUGAUAUUGAUGAACUGAGCGUAUCCUUUUAUUUAAUGUUAAUGUAAUGUACAAUGAUCAGCAGCUGAUCAGCUCUGUGUGUAUAUUUGAUUUACGUAGAAAUUACAGUUGAUUUAUUGUUUAUCUACACAAAUAUUGGAUUUUUUUUGUUGUUGAAUGAAACAACUGUAUUUGCACUAGUCACAUGUGAUUGAAAAUCAAACCAAACCUC